GUUUGAUCUCAAAAUUUUGAAAGUUGAACUUUGAACAAAUAUCUUCCGAUUCUAUGCAACAUACGUUCACACAACAGCUACAAACAUGUUGAUGUAUAUUUUAUUAGCUUUACCUAUAAUAUACAUAAUAAAAAACGCGCUGUCAAGCGACGUGGAGCCGAUAUUUGGAGUACAUGCACAACCGGGAAAAUGGUUUGGAAUAAAAUAUUGUGUGUUUUGGUUGAUAUUCCAACUGCGAAAGUACCAGAAUAAGAAAGCAGCUGCAAGUAGCGUGCAAGGUGCAGGAUAUGGUAGGAGGUCAAGGGCAACACCCCAAGAGAUGGAUAAAGUUCAGGAGUUACCUAAAGAACACCCAAUGGCUGUGGAUGCUGUAUACUUUAAUGGUGGGUCAAGGGAAGGACAGUACCUUGUCAUGGCAACGGCAAGGAGACAUCAUAAUCUUGUGCAAACUCUACUGUUUUUCAGAGUUCCUGGUGUAGGUCUUUUCGAAUUGCCAUCUAAGCCUGACACGUCACACUAUACAGAAGACGGUGGUUAUUCCAUAAAAGAUGGACUCAAGAUUGAGCCAACUGAAGCUAUGAAAAGAUGGAAACUCUCUUAUGAUGGGAAACUCAGGUUAACUAAAUUAGAUAAAACAACAUCAGAACAUGAAGUUAAAUUCUGUCUUGAUUGGUCAGCUUACACUCCGCUGUUCGAUUUCGACGUGGACAUGUCUGUGCCAGCCAUGUGUACCAGUAUUGCGAGAGAAAAAUGGACGAGACAAUUUUUUACUAAAUUAAAAACGGCCCACCAGACCCAUUAUGAACAGUUUGGUGAGAUUACGGGUUCAGUCUGUGUGUCCGGGAUGGACGACAUUCCUGUUAAAGUUCAGGGUGUUCGGGAUCAUUCAUACGGUAAUAUCCGAGACUGGCGCGAUCUCCACAGAUACAGCAUAAGCUACCUCCAUUGUGAAGAUGGAAUGGCCGCAGCAAUUGGGGUCAUCUGUAUGCCGCUCACCAUGUCUAGGAUUGUAAUGGGUUAUGUUGUCCAACCAGGGGGAAUUUGUGAAGUGGCCUCAUGGACAGACUUUGAACUUUAUAAAAUAGGCGAAGAUGGCACACCGCCCAAGAGUCUCACAUUCAGCUUUAUUGCAGGUGGCAAAAAAUAUGACGUCAAAUAUGAAGUUGUCGAGGCCCCAACAUUCUACAUGGGGUAUGAGUGGGAGGCAAGAAUCAUUGAAAACUUUGUCAAGGGAACGAUAAACGGAAAAGCAUGCUGGGGUAUAAGCGAAUGGGACUACAGGAAUAAGACACAUCCAAGAGAGAAAGAAUACAAGGAUGCUGAUUCAUAUGGUGAAUCAAUCAAAGACAAGUUCCUCCCUGUACAUUGAUGGCUUAGAGAUUCAUAAUCUUAAAGACAAUUUUUUACAUGUACACUGAAGGGCUAGAGGUCCAUAAUGUUAAAGUCAAGUUUUCACCUGUACACUAAAAGUACAUGUAUUGAGAUUAAUAAUAUUAGAGACUAGUUUUUACCUGUACACCGAAGGCCUAAAGAACAAAUGUUCACCUGUACAUUCAGGGUCCAGGGAUCCAUACACUAUAUAUAUACAGGUAUAUUGUUAAAGACAAGUUUUUAUCUGUACAUUGAAUACAAAUAGAACCAUAAUGUUAAAGAGACGUUUUUACUUCUCCACUGAAGGCCAGAAAUCCAUAAUGUUAAAGACACGUUUUAUCUAUACAGUGAAGGCCCAGAGACCCCAGAAGUUUUUACCUGUAUAUUGAAGGCCUAGAGGUCCAACAUGUUAAGGAAAAUCUGUACCUUGACGGCCUAA
Owenia fusiformis is the source of this 1810-nucleotide messenger RNA. Lineage: Eukaryota; Metazoa; Annelida; Polychaeta; Sabellida; Oweniidae. The record is from the annotation of a GenBank genome assembly.